Messenger RNA from Diatraea saccharalis (sugarcane borer), 2055 nucleotides. NCBI's taxonomy places the organism in Eukaryota, Metazoa, Arthropoda, Insecta, Lepidoptera, Crambidae. The record is from the annotation of a GenBank genome assembly.
AUGGAUCCACUGCAAGUGCCUGUCCCCGAUAUACAGAAAUUAUUCGAUCGUGAUGGUUAUUUAAAGCCAUAUGAGCGGGAAAUCCGACGUAGAUAUGGCUGCUAUAAAGAUCUUUGGGACCGCAUUGAAUCAUGGGAAGGCGGUGUGGAUGGUUUCACUAAGGGCUACAAAUAUUUUGGGCCUCAAUACAAUCAAGAUGGUUCCGUCACUUGGCGCGAAUGGGCUCCCGGUGCUCACUCCCUGCAUCUUCAAGGCGAAUUCAACGGUUGGAACUCAAAAAGUCAUGCGUUUAAAAAGUUGGAGUUUGGUAAAUGGGAGCUUCAUAUUCCCGCCGAUUCCGACGGCUCCUGUCCGCUGAAGCACGGCAGUCGAGUUCAAAUAAUCGUCAACGAUCACCUAUACAGGAUAUCGCCGUGGGCCAGUUAUGUUAAACCGCACGAGGGGUUCACGUAUCAACAUUUCAUUUACAAACCAGAUCAGCCAUAUCAGUUCAAACACCCUAAAGUAGAAAGGCCAACAUCCCUAAGAAUUUAUGAAUGCCACGUGGGAAUAGCGACUCCUGAAGGAAAAGUUGGCACUUACAGCGAGUUCCGAGAUAAUGUUUUGCCGAGAAUCAAGAAUCAGGGUUAUAACGCAAUACAGUUGAUGGCGAUAAUGGAACAUGCGUAUUAUGCGUCUUUUGGAUAUCAAGUAACAAGUUUCUUUGCUGCCAGUAGCCGCUAUGGUACUCCGUGCGAACUGAAACAGCUGAUAGACCGUGCUCACGAGAUGGGAUUGUAUGUAUUACUGGACGUAGUUCACUCGCACGCCUCCAAGAACACCCUGGACGGACUGAACGAGUUCGACGGCACUAACUCGUGCUACUUCCACGACGGAGCGCGCGGCACUCACUCGCUUUGGGACAGUCGCCUCUUCAAUUAUUCCGAAACUGAGGUGCUCAGGUUCCUUUUGUCCAACUUGAGAUGGUAUCAAGAAGAAUACCAAUUUGACGGAUUCAGGUUCGACGGCGUGACGUCGAUGUUGUAUCACAGCCGCGGUAUAGGCGAGGGGUUCUCGGGCCACUACGACGAGUACUUCGGCCUCAAUGUGGACACCGAGGCGCUCGUCUAUUUGAUGCUCGCCAACCAACUCAUACACGGCACCGACUCCAGAGCCAUCACCAUCGCUGAGGACGUAUCAGGAAUGCCAGCGUCUUGCCGGCCUGUAUCCGAGGGCGGCACCGGUUUCGAUUACCGACUGGGCAUGGCCAUACCCGACAUGUGGAUCAAACUGCUGAAGGAGGAACGCGACGAGGACUGGAAGAUGGGUCACAUCGUCCAUACACUCACCAACCGACGAUGGAUGGAAGGCACAGUUGCCUAUGCUGAAAGUCACGACCAGGCACUGGUGGGCGACAAGACCAUAGCGUUUUGGCUGAUGGAUGCCGCCAUGUACACGCACAUGAGCACGCUCAGCGAGCCCAGUCCCGUGGUAGAGCGCGGGAUGGCGCUACACUGUAUGAUCAGACUCAUCACACACGCACUCGGUGGUGAAGGAUAUCUCAAUUUCAUAGGUAAUGAAUUUGGUCACCCCGAAUGGCUGGACUUCCCGCGCGCGGGCAACAACUCCUCGUAUCACUACGCGCGCCGACAGUGGAAUCUGGUGGACGAUCACCUACUCAAAUACAAAUUCCUGAAUCAGUUCGACAAGGACAUGAACGAGCUCGAAGAGAAACACCGAUGGCUUAGUUCACCUCCAGCUUAUGUGUCAUGCAAACACGAAGGCGACAAAGUGAUUGCAUUUGAGAGAGCAGGCCUAUUAUUUGUUUUCAACUUCCACCCAUACCAAAGCUUCACGGAUUAUAGAGUCGGUGUAAACGUACAAGGGAACUAUAAGGUUGUAUUAUGUUCAGACAGCAAAAAGUAUGGUGGUUUUGGUCGUGUAGAAAUAGAUGGGCAAUCGCAUCUAACGCAAGAUCAACCGUGGGCCAAUCGUAUUGAUUCAAUUCAGGUAAAUAAUUUUGAUACAAUUAUUAAAUUAAUUUAUGUAAAUAAUCCAGAAAAUGGCAUAUUCUAA